Messenger RNA from Venturia canescens, 1275 nucleotides. RefSeq names its product L-lactate dehydrogenase B chain-like. Gene Ontology annotation, molecular function: L-lactate dehydrogenase (NAD+) activity. The transcript is spliced from 6 exons. Gene Ontology annotation, biological process: lactate metabolic process; pyruvate metabolic process. The record is from RefSeq and is a predicted model, not a curated record. Bases 80 to 1141 code for a protein of 353 amino acids. Lineage: Eukaryota; Metazoa; Arthropoda; Insecta; Hymenoptera; Ichneumonidae.
GAUUGACCUGGUGGACGAAUCGUCAGCCACCGAGGACUGGUUGUGGCUUUUGUGAAAAUCGAACUUGUCAAACGGGACGAUGAACCAAGGCUUGAACAAACAAACUGACCAGGAGUCCCACAAGAACACCGCGACGUUUCUACUCACGAAACAACCGCGAGGAAACUUCUCGCCGAAUGGUCAUGACAUCAAAAUCGUUAUCGUCGGCAGUGGCCACACUGGAAUCGCUGUAGCCAUUUCCAUACUUUUCAAGCGCUUAGCGUCCGAGCUGAUUCUCAUCGACAAGAAUGAAAAUCUCGCCAAGGCCCAGGCCGAGGACAUCGGCCAUGUUGCAGGCUUUUUGGGAAACCCGAAAAUCGUUGGGACCAAAGAUUACAGCCUCGCGAGAGAUGCUACAGUCUGCGUGAUCACAGCCUGCGCGGGUGCGGAUCACAUAGCUGAAAAAAAAUCGUCGCUGCUUUUGGAAAAUUUGAAUAUUUUCAAAUCCGUCAUUCCCAACGUUUGCAAGUUCGCACCCAACAGUAUACUCGUCGUCGUGAGUCAUCCAGUCGACAUACUGUCGUACGCGACGAUGAAAUUUUCUGGAUUUCCAUCCAAUCGGGUCAUCGGGCUUGGCACUUUUCUUGAUAGCUGCAGAUUUCAGUACUUUAUAUCACGCAAGUUGGGCGUCUCAGCGAGCUCGGUCCAAGCUUUGGUUGUUGGAGAAAAUGGACCAUCGUCCGUCCCAGUCUGGUCGACGGUCAGUGUCAUGGGCAUCAAACUCAAAGACAUUAACAAAGAAAUCGGCAGCCAAACGGACCCUGAGAACUGGUCCGAUCUUCACAGUAAAGUUAUCAGCAGCUCCUUCGACAUUACCAAAAAAAAAGGCUACUGCAAUUGGGGCGUUGGUAUCUGUGCGAGCGAAAUUGUCGAUGCGAUCGUCCGAAAUACUUGCGUUUGUAUAACUGUUUCCACGUUCCUUCAGGGCUGUCGUCACGGAUUCGAGAAAGACGUUUUUAUGUCGCUGCCCUGCAUCGUCGGUAGAAGUGGAGUGCAAUCGUACGUCCGUCAUCUCUACACGAAAGAGGAGCAAGAGCUUAUCCUGAAAUCGUGUAAAAAUAUUUACGAGGCGCAACAACCGAUCCUCGAGCAACUGGAAUAAUUUGAGACCAAAUCACUCGAUCGAAAAAAAAAUGUCAAAAUAAAAACGAAAAUCGAAUUCCGGCUGACGUUUGUGAAAAAAAGUAUUGUUAAAUUAUUGUGUACGUGAAGAAUUAAAAUCGAAUGUGACAAAAA